Elaeis guineensis (African oil palm) is the source of this 759-nucleotide messenger RNA. Its product is annotated as protein MOTHER of FT and TFL1 homolog 1. The record is from RefSeq and is a predicted model, not a curated record. Lineage: Eukaryota; Viridiplantae; Streptophyta; Magnoliopsida; Arecales; Arecaceae.
UCUCUCUCUCUCUCUCUCUCGAAUUAAACUAACUAGUAGCCAUGGCUAGCUAUGUGGAUCCUCUUGUGGUAGGGAGGGUCAUAGGCGAGGUGGUGGACCUCUUUGUUCCCACCAUGAGCAUGUCGGUGAGCUACGGAACGAAGCAUGUCAACAACGGGUGCGACGUGAAGCCGUCCAUGGCUAUCAACCCUCCAACUGUCCAGAUCGCAGGCAGACGAGCCGAUCUCUAUACUCUGGUGAUGACUGAUCCGGAUGCCCCCAGUCCUAGUGACCCCACCAUGAGGGAGUGGCUCCACUGGGUGGUGGUUAAUAUACCAGGUGGAACAGAUACCUCUCAUGGAGAGGAGGUGGUGGCGUACAUGGGACCGCGGCCGCCGGUGGGGAUCCACCGCUAUGCCCUGGUGCUCUUCCAGCAGAAGUCAAGGUUCUCAACGGGGGCGGGGGUGGCUCUGCCGGCGUCCCGUGCCAACUUCAACACCCGCACCUUCGCCGCCCGGCAUGACCUUGGCCUCCCCGUCGCUGCGGUCUACUUCAAUGCCCAGAAGGAGCCCGCCAACCGCCGCCGGUGAACGCCCCCUCCAAUUCAUGAUACAUCUUGCCAUGCAUUCUCACCAUAUUAUGUACUCUCUCUGCUGCUUUCUCUCUUACUUUCUGGAACUCUCUUCAAUAAAUUUAGACCAUAUCCUCUCAUGUCAAGGAUAUGGUGAUGGUGUCUGUCAAAAAAUAAAAUGGUUUUAUGUUGAAUGUUGAAUGAUGCUA